AAGAUGUUGAGAAUACAGAAGUUCAGUGAACCAAUUCUUAUUAUGUUUUUUGUUUGUUUCAAGGCUGUCACUGAAGAGGUUCAUAAAAAGGUUAUAGAGAAAGUACACACGACUCAAACUACCCAGUUUCGAACUGUUCACUUGAAUAAUAUCCCUGUCCAAACUGUAGGCGGGAAAGUCAUUGCUGAAGUAAGGAUGCCAUCAGGAAAGGGGGAUAAACCAACCAUCAUAGACAACCAUGAUGGUACAGUCAGUAUUAAAUAUGAACCAAAAGAAGAAGGACUGCAUGAACUACAUAUCAAGUACAACAAUGAACACAUACAAGGCAGUCCAUUCAAAUUUCAUGUAGAUACUUUGGCUAGUGGAAAUGUGACAGCUUAUGGUCCUGGUCUUACACAUGGUACUGCAGGAGAACCAUGCAACUUUACUAUUUACACCAAAGGGGCAGGAUCAGGUGGCUUGUCUGUAGCCGUUGAAGGACCUUCAAAAGCAGAAAUCACGUGCCAUGACAACAAGGAUGGAACUGUCAGUGUUUCUUAUAUUCCAGCAGCCCCAGGAGAAUACAAGAUUAUGGUCAAGUUUGCCGAUAAAAACAUCAUCGGAAGCCCUUUCACAGCCAAAAUCACUGGUGAAGGGAGAAAAAGAAACCAGAUAUCAGUUGGCCACUCCAGUGAGGUUUCCUUGAAAGUACAAGAGAAAGACAUUAAAAAUCUCAGUGCUAGUAUUGUAGCACCCUCUGGCAUGGAAGAGCCUUGUUUUUUAAAGAAACUGCCCAAUGGCCACCUUGGAAUCUCCUUCACCCCUCGAGAGGUGGGACAACAUGAAGUUCUUGUGACAAAGUUUGGCAAACCAAUCCGUGGCAGUCCUUUCAAAAUUGAUGUCCUUGAGAGAGAGAUAGGUGAUGCAUCCAAAGUGAAAGUCAGUGGAUAUGGGAUUAAAGAGGGCAGGACUCAUGAAAACAAUGAAUUCAUGAUUGACACCAGGCAGGCGGGCUAUGGUGGACUGAGCCUUUCUGUAGAGGGUCCUAGCAAGGCAGAAAUUAGCUGUAAAGACAACGAGGAUGGAACACUAAAUGUAUCCUACAGACCUACUGAACCUGGUUACUAUAUAAUUAAUCUCAAGUUUGCCGAUCAUCAUGUAUCAGGAAGUCCAUUCACGGUCAAGGUGGCUGGCCCAGGUUCCAACAUCCAGAGGGAGAACAUAAAGAAACAGAGAGAUGCUGUGCCCAUCACUGAUGUAGGCUCUGAAUGUAAGCUGACUGUCAAAAUGCCAGGAACAAAUGCGUAUGACAUGUCUGCCAGGGUGACUUCUCCAUCAGGUGAGACAGAAGAUGCUGAGAUCCUAGAUUUGGAAGAUUGUCUCUAUGCUAUUCAUUUUGUACCAAAAGAAGUUGGUGUUCAUACAGUGAGUGUCCGCUACAAGGAUAUUCAUAUCCCUGGGUCACCUUUCCAGUUCACUGUGGGUCCACUUCAUGACUAUGGUUCCCACAGAGUGCAUGCAGGAGGUCCAGGCUUGGAAAGGGGCAUUACUGGUGAACCAGCUGAGUUCAAUGUCUGGACAAGGGAAGCUGGUGCUGGAAGCCUAUCUCUGUCAAUAGAAGGACCCUCAAAAGCUGAGAUUGAUUUCAAAGACCGAAAAGACGGCUCUUGCUACGUGUCCUAUGUUGUUCAAGAACAAGGGGACUAUCAUGUUGGAAUUAAGUUCAAUGAUCAACACAUCCCAGACAGUCCGUACAAAGUUCACAUUCUCCCUCCUGCUAGUGAUGCAAAAAAUAUUGAAUUGGGUGCAAUACCUGAGGCAAAUCUCCAAGUAAACAAGCCCUUGGCUUUCACAGUUCACAUGAAUGGUGCCAAGGGGAUGUUAGAUGGGAAAGUAAUUGCUCCCUCUGGAAGUGAAGAUGAUUGUUUUGUAGUUCCGAUUGAUGAUGACCAGUGGGCCCUUCGAUUCAUCCCCAAAGAAAAUGGCAUUCACCAAGUGCACAUUCGUCAUGAUGGUGUCCACAUCCCAGAAAGCCCCUUCCGCAUUCGAAUUGGCAAAGAUGAUGCUGAUCCUGCUUCUGUUCGUGCCUAUGGUAAUGGGCUAAAAGAGUGUAAAACAGGAAGCAAGACUGAGUUUACUGUAGACACUUGUAAUGCUGGAGCGGGUACUUUAGCCGUCACUAUUGAUGGGCCAUCAAAAGUCUCUAUGGAUUGUACUGAGGUUGAAGAGGGUUACACAGUCAGGUACACACCUCUUGCUCCUGGUGACUACUUUGUUAUCAUCAAAUAUAACGGGUAUCACAUAGCAGGAAGCCCAUUCAGAGUUCGAUGCACUGGUCCUUCCAUGGCAGACUUUGGUGAGCAUGAAACAUCAUCAGUUAUAGUUGAGACAGUAACAAAGCAGGCACGUCAGAAAGCUGAGAGCCUCCCACGUUUCCAUUCUAAUGCUAACAGAGUUACUUGUAAAGGAAUGGGAUUGAAGAAAGCUUAUCUUCACAAGCAGAAUACAUUUACUGUCAACUGCGGGGAUGCUGGUAAUAAUCUCUUGUAUGUGUCCAUUUAUGGUCCAAAAGGUCCCUCUGAUGAGGUGUUUGUUAAGCACUUAGGUCGGAAUAUGUAUCAAGUUAAUUACGUGUUGAAAGAGAGUGGAGAGUACGUGUUGGUUGUGAAGUGGGGUGAGGAGCACAUCCCUGGCAGUCCUUUUAAAGUGGAAGCCUCAUGAACAUUGCUAUCCCAUCAGUAACAACAAUAGCUCUGUGUGUGUGUGUGUGUGGUUGCAUUCAGCACUGGAUAAUAAUGCACAUGAAAGCAUGGUGUUUUUUUUUGUUCAUUUUGAGUCAUACAUUGUAGUAAUGACAAACAUAUUUCUCUAGAAAUUGUAUAAAAGAACCAUAAAUUCGAUUUUGAUUUAUUUUUUUGGAAUGAUCUGCCUUGUCUUGGUUCCUGUAACUUAGGAUACUAGCUCUUUUGUGCAGAUAGUUUUAAUUCUAAUUGUCAGAGGUUACUUUCUCUGGUAUCUAUUUAAACCAUCUUAUAUUUUAUUGGGAACAUUCUAGGUAGAGUGACAUUGAAAUCCAAAGUUAUAACAUUAUUUUAAAUAAUAAUCAGUCUAUUUUCUACAUCCUGUAAAGCAAAAAACUAUUUUAGUCUACUUUGAUCGCCAGUAAUUGUACAACUGAUAAAUUCAUGUGUUUGUUAACAUUUAAGAAUCUUUUGGCUAAAUUACAGAUUCCAGAAUGUUUUAAAAAUUUAAUGAACAAGUGAAAUUUCUAUGCCUCCAUUUCUAACAUGCUUCAGAAACAACUAUCUUGUGCUGAAUGCAAACUAUUAUUAUUUAUACUUUGUAAAAUAAUUUCAUUACUACUUAAUUAAAACCCUAAAAAAUAAAGCAUGCGUAAUUCGUUUUCUAUUUUAUAUAAAACAACAAAAUCCAAAACCCCUCUUUUAGUGCCAAGACAGAUAUUUUAUUAUUUAUAUAAUUUCAGAUUUAUUGUGCCUUAUUAGACUAAAUAUUAUGUAGUGAUUCAGUAUAGAAGUAUGCUUACAGAGAAUUUACCGUCCAUUUGUUAAACUGAGUUGAUUGUGAAAUCAUGGUCUAAUACUCUGUUAAAGAUAUAAAUGGUAUCUUUUUUUUAAAUUACACAGGACAAUCCAUUUACAAUAUGUAAAUGCACUAAAAUUUGCAAUAAAGCAAUAUUGUUAAA
This is a messenger RNA of Limulus polyphemus (Atlantic horseshoe crab), 3682 nucleotides long. RefSeq names its product filamin-A-like. Lineage: Eukaryota; Metazoa; Arthropoda; Merostomata; Xiphosura; Limulidae. Gene Ontology annotation, biological process: actin cytoskeleton organization. The record is from RefSeq and is a predicted model, not a curated record. Gene Ontology annotation, molecular function: actin filament binding. Bases 4 to 2700 code for a protein of 898 amino acids. The transcript has 15 exons.